Loa loa (African eye worm) is the source of this 228-nucleotide messenger RNA. RefSeq lists its product as hypothetical. NCBI's taxonomy places the organism in Eukaryota, Metazoa, Nematoda, Chromadorea, Rhabditida, Onchocercidae. The record is from RefSeq and is a predicted model, not a curated record. The transcript is spliced from 2 exons. Bases 1 to 228 code for a protein of 75 amino acids.
AUGGAAAAUCCGGCAAGUAAUAUUGAAGGACUUGUUUCAUACCCCAGUUCACAGGUGAUGAUUUGGAGCUGUCAUACUGGGCCAGUAAUACUUGCAUUCACCAAUAAUUACAAAAAGCCAGUGGUGUGGGCGCUAAAAACGAAUGCUAUAAGACGUCUUGCUGCAUUUCCAACUACUGGAAUAAUUCCGCCCUCAGAAACAGUUCAAGUUAACCGCACUUUUUCUUGA